This is a messenger RNA of Aspergillus aculeatus ATCC 16872, 21027 nucleotides long. RefSeq lists its product as uncharacterized. The transcript has 5 exons. Gene Ontology annotation, biological process: proteolysis; amino acid activation for nonribosomal peptide biosynthetic process; secondary metabolite biosynthetic process. The record is from RefSeq and is a predicted model, not a curated record. Gene Ontology annotation, cellular component: cytoplasm. Bases 1 to 21027 code for a protein of 7008 amino acids. Gene Ontology annotation, molecular function: aspartic-type endopeptidase activity; phosphopantetheine binding. Lineage: Eukaryota; Fungi; Ascomycota; Eurotiomycetes; Eurotiales; Aspergillaceae.
AUGGGAGACUACGGCAACCAGACCUCAAUUGAGGCCCUUCCGGCUCAGCUGCCCCUCGAGCUCAAGGCAAGUGCUUCUUUGUUCCCCCUCUUGACUGACGGGAUUCUUGUAGAUGGCGACCAGACGGCCGGACCUGCGGUCGCCGGCGAUAUGAACCAGGCACGCAUUGCCCUGGAGCUGAAGCCGCACGUCUCGGCCGCGGCUCUAGCAGGUUUCUGCACGCGCCAGGACGUGACACUCCUCAGCGUGUUGAACGUCGCGUGGGCAAUGGUGCUGGCUGCCUACGCCGACACCGAUGUCGUCCACGUGCUGUCGGUCCGCUAUGUGGCAGAGGUCCCUCAUGUGGGCCUGUCCGAAAUCACGAUCGACGACGGGUCGACCGUGCGACAGAACUUGGUCGAGCUGGAGCAGCGCUUACAGGCCAGUGUCGCGGUCCCUUCGGCGACGACUGUGACCGACCUGCAGAUCUGGACCUCCGUAGACGACCAUCCAGCUUUCAACAGCGUGGUGCUGUUGUCCGACGGCGAGAGCCCGGAGCGGGUGGUAGUCCAGGCUGGAAACUAUAUUGCCCUCCAAGCCCGGGCUGCUCAGGAUCAAGUAGCGAUCCAUCUGCAGGCUCCUAUCCACCUGCUCCCUGAGGCGCAAGCUAAGCACUGCGCGGCAACCCUGAGCCACGUCCUUGGGGAAAUCAUCCAAAACCCCGAUCGGCCUCUCCACGCAAUCAACUUGAUGAGUCCGUCGGGGCUCGAACAAAUCUCUCACUGGAACCAGACAGCUCCCGCCGUGGUCUCGCGCUGUCUUCAUCAUAUUGUGGACGAGACGGCGCAGGCCCGACUUGACGCCCUCGCCAUUGAUGGAGCCGAUGGCCAGAUGACCUACGCAGAAUUGCAAUGGUACUCGGAUCGGCUGGCGCAGCACCUGAUGCAGCGAGGAGUCGGUCCUGAAACGGCGGUCCCUUUGUUCUUUGAGAAGUCAAAGUGGGCCAUUGUGACCAUGGUCGCCGUGGUCAAGGCUGGGGGUGUCAUCGUGAACCUGGACGCCAAACAGCCACUGCCACGUUUGCGGGGCUUGCUCACCCAGCUUCAAGCGCAGUUUGUCAUCAGCUCCGUACAGCACGCCACGCUUUGGGUGGACGAGUAUCCUGUGGUGGUCGUCUCGGAAGACGCCCUCGCUCAACUGCCCACAAGCGAGGCUGUCGUCCCUCAUCUCGAAGUCUCACCGCAGAAUGCUCUCUACAUCAUUUUUACCUCGGGUAGUACCGGCACACCUAAAGGUGUCGUCGUGGAGCAUGAGUCUUUCCUCACGGCGGCGGCACAACAUGUACAGGCUGGCCAGAUUCUUCCUUCCAGUCGAGUACUGCAAAUGACACCGUAUACCUUCGAUGUGAGUAUGCUCGAGAUUUUCACCACACUCACCACCGGCGCCUGCAUCUGCUUCUGCAGCGAUGAAGAAGCGGCGCGUGGAAUCACGCAUAUUAUCAACUUCCUGCAAAUUACCUGGACCUUCAUGACGCCUUCGCUGGUGCGCUUGAUUGACCCAAAGGCGGUGCCCACCCUCAAGACCCUUGCCUUGGGUGGAGAAGGGCUCGGACGCAUUGAUGUAACGACCUGGGCGGAUAAGCUGCAAUUGAUCAACGGCUACGGACCAAGUGAGUGCUCCGUUGCGGCGACCAUCAACACUCCGCUGUCAUUGACUUCGGAUCCCGCCAAUAUUGGCGUUGGCUAUGGCGCGAACUGCUGGGUCGUGCAUCCUGAAGACCAUCAUCGACUUGUCCCCAUCGGUACUGUCGGCGAACUGGUCAUUCAAGGACCCAUCGUAGCGCGCGGAUACCUGCAUGAGCCCGCCAAAACGGCCGCCGUCUUCCUGGAUGAGACCCCAGACUUUGCUGCGCUGCUCCCACAACAGCCUCACGCCUUCCGUCUCUACAAGACUGGUGAUCUGGUGCGCCAGAACAGUGACGGUACCUUCAACUUCCUCGGACGCAAGGAUCGCCAAGUGAAACUGAACGGACAACGCUUGGAGCUGGGCGAGAUCGAGCAGCGACUGUCAGCUGAUGCGUUGGUGCGGCAUGCCCUCGUCAUGCUGCCUAAGGAGGGUCCCUGCCAGGGCCGUCUGGUGGCGGUCCUUUCGCUGCAUGCUUUCUCCCACGAUAGUCCCCGGGACGCGAACGUUCACGUUCUGUCAGCCGAGGAGUCGCGAAGCGCGCGCGCCAGUUUGCCGAAAAUCACUGCACGGUUGGCGACACAGCUUCCCGUGUAUAUGAUUCCCACCUUCUGGGUGGUGCUGGCAGCUCUUCCCUUCACGACUUCAGGCAAGGUCCAUGGUGUGGCUAUGACGAAGUGGCUUGCUGAGAUGUCCGAAGAGACCUAUAACGAGAUUGCCGGCGUGAGUGACGAGGGGUCUGAAACCGCACUCUCGAGUGAGGUAGAACUCCAGCUCCAGCAGAUUUGGGCCGAUGAACUGGGGAUCCCUGUCGCUGACCUCAAGGCCAACCGCUCCUUCAUUGCUCUUGGAGGUGACUCGUUGACGGCGAUGAAGGUCGUGGCGCGGUGUCGCAAGCAGCAGCUUGUGGUUUCGGUUCCCGAUGUUUUACGCGCUGCGAAUAUCGUCGAGCUCGCCGCACGCACCACCAAGGGAUCUGACACCUCGUCUGGGGAUGAUAACGGGAAUGGCAGCGACAAGAUGACCCGUUCGACUCCGGCCGGCCGCGUUGCCGCUCUCAAUGAUUCUCUCCUGACAGUGGCAGGACUCACUAGCCGCGACCAGGUGGAAGAUGUCUAUGGCUGCUCACCCAUGCAGGACGGUAUCCUGCUCAGUCAGGUCAAAUUCCCUGGCACGUACCAGGUCCGUCGCGUGUUGCGGGUGCAGUCCACUGGCGACGUGCCCUCUGUUGUCGAUCGUCUGCAACGCGCAUGGCAGACGGUGGUGAGUCGGCAUCCAUUGCUGCGGACAAUCUUCGUCGACGCAGAAGGUCAGUUCCGGCAGAUUGUCCUCAAGGAGGUCUCGGCCUCUGUUCAGGUAUGCGAGCGCCUCGACCUGACGGAGGAACAGGCGGUGGUUCAGUUCCUGCAGGAUCAGCCCAUGCCCAGCUACGCCCCCUCGGAUCCCCAGCAUCACUUUACUAUCUGCCACGCGGCCGGUGAUGCGAUCUUCCUCAAGUUCGAAAUCAGUCACGCUUUGGUUGACGGUGCAUCUAAUGAAGUGAUCCUCCGCGAACUGUCCCAGGCCUUUGAUGUGCAGGACUUCCCGAGCCCCGCUGCGCUCUUUGGUGACUACAUUGAGUAUAUCUCGGAGGCCCAAGCUGGCAGCAACAAUUCGCUAAGCCACUGGACUACCUAUCUGGCUGGGGUGCAGCCGACGAUCGUACCCAUGUAUCCUCCUACUGAGCAACAACAUGCCCCUAAGCAGAUUCGCUCGGUGCCAGUGCCUUUUACGGAGAACCAAGUGGCUGCACUGGUUCGACUUUCCGAGGCCAACGGGAUCACGCUGGCUAACGUCCUGCAGACGGCCUGGGCCCUGACUCUCCGGGCCUACACUGGAUUCGACGAUGUUUGCUUCGGCUACAUUGCCUCGGGGCGUGAUGUGCCCGUUGCUGGCAUUGAACACGCGGUGGGCGCCUUUAUCAACAUGCUCGUCUGCCGGGUGCGGUUGGACCAGUAUCCCAGCGUGCUUGAAGCAGUUGCUGGGAUGCAGGCCGAAUAUUUCGAUGCGUUGCCUCAUCAGCACACCUCGCUGGCACAAAUCCAGAACGCACUAAAACUGUCGGGCAUGCUUCUGUUCAACAGCAUUGUCUCGGUGCAGAAGGAGGUGACCGACCAGUUAUUGGGCGAGUGGUCGCUCUCGUUCCAGCCCCUCACUGAGGAUGAUCCUACUGAUUUCGACCUGACUGUCCAUAUCUACAUGGGCAAAGAGCGCGCGCAUCUGUCUAUCGGCUACUGGUCCUCGCUGUUGUCUGAAGGCGACGCCGCGAACCUGGCCAACACGUUCAGUGGCGCCAUUGAUCGUAUCCUCACGCAAGCCAACUCCUCAGCCUCUGACCUCGAUCUCUUCACCGAGCGGGAUCGCGAGCAGAUCUUCGCCUGGAACCAGGACGAGCCCGUCGCAGCGCCUGGAGUUGUCCAUGAAUACAUCUACGCUCGGGCUCGCCAGCAGCCCGACGCGCCCGCGGUGUGUGCCUGGGAUGGCGAGUACACCUACGCCGAGUUGGACCAGCUCUCAGAGAAGUUGGCCCAUCACCUGGCUCAGCUUGGAGCGGGUCCUGAAGUUUUGAUUCCCCACUGUUUCGACAAGUCCAGGCUCGCUCCAGUGACGAUGCUGGCAAUUAUGAAAUCCGGCAGUGCCGGUGUGGGACUGAGUGCGGCGCAUCCCCGAUCUCGGAUCCAGGACAUUGUGGAGAACUGUGCCGCCCGCAUUGCGGUUGUCGCUCCUCAGCAUGUCUCCGUUGUGGAGGGUUUGGUCGAGCAUAUUGUCGUCCUGGAUGAGGCCUUCUUCACCUCACUACCUGCCCCUACAGCUGGAGCGCAACUCCCCCAAGCGAAGCCGUGCAACCCCGCUUUCGUCUCCUUCACGUCGGGCAGUACCGGAAAGCCCAAGGGUAUCGUUCUCGAGCACGGCUCCCUCAUCACCAGUAUUCUCGCUCACGGUGUCGAGUGGGAGGUUAACCAGUCGGCGCGGGUGCUGCAGUUCUCUGCCUACGCGUUCGAUGCAAGUGUCUCGGACACCUUCACGACCCUGGUCGGUGGAGGUACGAUCUGUAUUCCCCAGGAGAAGGAGCGAGUGGAUGAUCUCGCCGGCGCCAUAAAUCGGCUGGGAGUGACUUGGGCCUUCUUGACUCCCCGUGUGCUGGGUCUGCUGUCCCCCGAGACAGUCCCUACCCUGAAGACUGUGGUUCUCGGAGGUGAGGCUAUCUCGCGCGAGGACAUCUCCCGCUGGACGGAGGCGCUCUCCAUCCGGAUUGUCUACGGGCCCACAGAAUGUACCAUCUACAGUAUGGGUACUGAACCACUUACAGCCGACAGCGACCCGGCGAAUCUGGGCCAUGCCGUUGGCACGCGGCUGUGGGUCACUGACCCGGAAAACACUGAUCGACUUCUCCCGGUUGGCUGUAUCGGCGAGCUUAUCAUCGAAGGACCCUUGGUGACGCGUGGCUAUCUUAACGAGCCUGAGAAGACCAAGGCCGCAUACCUGGAAGACCCUGUCUGGUUGCCCAAGAGAGCCUCCGGAGCGCCACGGCGGUUCUACAAGACCAGCGAUCUGGUGCGCUACUACCCCAACGGAGACCUGCGGUUCAUUGGCCGGAAGGACACGCAAAUCAAGGUCCGUGGACAGCGUGUUGAACUGGGGGAGAUUGAGCAUGCUAUCCUGGAAACCAUGCCUGGUGCGGUGCAUAUCACUGUCGACGCGGUGGUGCUGCCGCCUCAGACUCUUGUCGCUUUCCUGUAUCUGGGAGGUCAUAGUGACGAGCUGAUGAUGCCUUUGACUCCAGAGGUAACCGCUCAGCUGCGCGCCCUGGAGAAGUCUCUGUCUGAAACUCUCCCCAGCUACAUGGUUCCUAGUCUCUUCAUCCCCAUCUCUCACAUUCCCAUGACGAUUUCCGGCAAGGUCGAUCGCAUUGUUCUUCGUCGUUCUGUGUCGACCCUGUCUUCCGCCCAGCUGGAAAUGUAUGCGCUGGCUGAGCAGAUUAAGGCUGCCCCUCAGACUCCCCAGGAGAUCCAGUUGCAGAAACUAUGGGCUAAGGUUUUACGCAAAGAGGCUAGCACCGUGGGACGUGACGACAGCUUCUUCCGUCUUGGGGGUAACUCCAUUGGCGCCAUGAAGUUGGUGGCUGCUGCCCGCGGCGCUGGCCUCGUGCUCAGCGUGGCUGAUAUUUUCCGUCAUCCUCAAUUGUCGGACAUGGCGGCGCAACUUGUUUUGCCUGAAGGCGACUCCUCGUCCUCCUCGUCGUCCUCCUCUCCGUCCUCGUCGACUUCUCCACUUGCCUACACGCCCUUCUCCUUGUUGCCUGCAGCUAGCACAACGGAGAGAGAGAACUUGCUCGCGGAGGCUGCUCAGCAGUGCUCGAUCUCCCUCGAAGCAAUUGAAGACGUCUACCCAGCCACACCCCUGCAGGAAGGAGUCUUCCUUAUGUCGACUACUCACAAGGGCGCGUAUGUUGCCCCAACCGCCUUCCGCAUCUCUGCAGACUUCGAUCUUGCCCGCUUCAAGGCCGCUUGGCAGACCCUCGUCGACGCUCACUUCAUUUUGCGGACCCGGCUGGUCACUGUCGAAUCCACUUCUUACCAGGUGGUUUUGACCAAAGAGGCCUCGCAGUUGCAGUGGGAGCAUGCCGCAUCCUGCGACGAAUAUCUUGCCCGCACUCAGUCCCUCUCUGUGGUAGCAGGAGAUCCGUUGACGCGGUAUGCCCUUAUUCCCGCCGAGGACCAUUCCACCAUCUUCGUGUGGACCGCCCACCAUGCCGUGUUCGAUGGCUGGUCAGUGGGUCUGCUUUUCGAACAAUUGGUUCAGUUGUACAAGCAGCAAGAUGGUCUUGCCCUUGCUACACCGACAGGACCUUCGUACGCCGAGUUUGUGCAGUUCCUCGAGACGAAGACUGAUGCGGAUGCCUCGCGCAAGUUCUGGGCGUCGUUAGUGCCCUCCGAGCCUCCUGCUAUCUUCCCUCGUCUGCCCGCAGCCACUUAUCAACCCACCGCGAAGGCGACCUGCUUUCGCACCUUUUCCAAUAUCGUGCAGCCGGAGCAGUCGAACCUCACCCUGGCCAUCCUUCUGCGGGCAGCGUGGGCCAUUGUGCUCGCUCGGUAUACCGACGCGGAAGACAUUUUGUAUGGGCUCACUCUGUCCGGACGAGAUGUGCCCGUCGCAGGCGUGGAGCGUAUGGUCGGCCCUACCAUCACCACUGUUCCGAUGAAUGUUCACCUGGACGGGGAGAUGUUGGUCGAGACCUUCCUGCAGCAGCAGCAGGAUCAAAAUAUCGAGAUGAUGCGCCACCAGCACGCCGGAUUGCAGUCCAUCCGUCGCAUCAGUCCCGCCGCCAGUGCCGCCUCUGAUUUCACGAAUCUGUUCGUGGUGCAGCCUCACACGGACGAGGCGCCAAGUCUCGAACAGAUGGUCCAGGUCACCACUGAUAUGAGCCGGUUUGACCCCUAUGCCUUGGUUCUUGAGUGCAACAUGAAGGCCAACGGCCAGGUGCUUUUGGAAGCACGAUUUGAUGAUGUUGUUGUGUCCUCGGAUCAAACACAGCGCCUGUUGGGUCACUUUGAGCAUGUCCUCCAGCAGCUUACCACGCCAUCGACCCCGGACCGUCGGCUGAAGCAGGUCGAUAUGUUCAGCCCAGAGGAUGAGCGACAGAUUUGGGCCUGGAAUGCAGAGCCGGCCAAGCCGGAGAACGUGUGUGUCCACCAAUUGGUCACCGCUGCAGCCAAGCGCCACCCGAACCACGUUGCCGUCGACGCAUGGGAUGGAUCGCUGACCUACUGGCAACUUGACGAUAUGUCCUCACGCUUGGCUGAUUGGCUCAUUUCUUCUCACGCCCUCAAGCCUGAGUCCUUGGUUCCCCUGUGCUUUGACAAGUCCCUAUGGACCAUUGUCACCAUGAUGGCCGUGGUAAAAUGUGGUGGGGGAUGCGUGAUGCUUAAUCCUGAUCACCCGAUAUCGCGUCUGGAGGGCGUGAUCGUCGACACGGGCUCCUCCGUCGUCCUUGCUACACCGGACCGUGCCUCGCUCUUUGCAUCCGUCGCGGGCGUAACGGUGGUCGCCAUUGAUGAAUCCUUGAUCCGCAAUCUGCCUGUGCUCGACGAGACAGUGCGACCACUGCCUGUUAUCAAGCCCACCAAUCCGGUCUUUGUCAUUUUCACAUCCGGCAGUACGGGCAAGCCCAAGGGAAUCGUGGUCCAGCACAACGGAGUUUGCACGGUUGCGAUCCAGCAUGGAGAGGGACUGGGCUUCACUGGCAAAAAUCUGCGCGUCCUUCAGUUCGCUUCGUUCAGCUUUGACGUCAGCAUGGGAGAAGUCUUCAUCACACUCAUGAAAGGGGGUACCCUGUGUAUCCCCACUGAGGACGACCGCAUCAACAACUUGGCGGCCACUAUCAACCUCAUGAACAUUACCUGGACCUUUAUGGCACCCACCGUGGCUGCCCUACUUGAUCCCCGCGAAGUGCCUAACCUGCAGACCCUCGUUCUGGGUGGUGAAGCCGUCUCGCAGAGUCUGGUCGACCAGUGGUCCAACCAGCUACAAUUGAUCGACUCGUAUGGCCCGGCCGAAUGCACCAUCUGGGCCUCUCAUGCCAACGCCAGCGCCACCGUCUCCCCCGCCAACAUCGGUCGCGGAGUCGGCUGUCGUUACUGGGUGGCCGACAUUCAUGACCACAAUCGUCUCGCCCCAGUCGGUUGCGUCGGAGAGUUGCUGAUUGAAGGCCCGAACGUCUCCCGUGGCUAUCUGAACGAGGCCGAGAAAACCCGGGACGCCUUCAUCGAGAGCCCGGCCUGGAUGCAGGGUAGGGCGGAUGCCGAAUACACCUAUAAAUUCUACAAGACCGGUGAUCUGGUGCGGUACAUGGCGGAUGGCUCCCUAGAGAUCGCCGGCCGCAAGGACAGCCAGGUUAAAUUCCACGGCCAGCGCAUCGAACUGGGUGAGAUCGAGUUUCAUCUGCGCGCGAGCGCAGCUGUCGAAGCCGGCAUGGUCACGCUGCCCAAGACAGGUCUCUGCAAGGGUAAGCUCGUGGCCAUAGUGGCGUUGACGAGCCUUCAACCCGAAGCGGCAGAGGGAGAUCGUGUGCAGCUCGUUUUGCCGAAGAUUCUGCAGUCCCCCAAGACACAAUCACAAAUCCAGGAGAUCCAGGAAGAGCUUGGUGCGGUGCUGCCCCCGUAUAUGGUACCGACUAUCUGGGUCGUCCUUGAUUCGAUUCCCUUGACGGCUUCGCGUAAGAUUAACCGCGUGCCAAUUUCGCGCUGGGUCAUGGAUAUGUCGGAGGAGACAUACCACCAGGUGGUGGAUGCCACGUCUUCGGAGAGUGAUGAGCAGAAUCUGCCGUCUACGGCGCUGGAGAAGCAGCUGGCGCAGGUCUGGAGCCAUGUUCUCAAUCUUCCGCUCGAGGCUAUUGGUCUCAAUCGUUCGUUCUUGAGCCUGGGUGGAGAUUCCAUUACUGCCAUGCAGGUCGUCGCCCGUUGUCGCUCCCAGGGGAUUGAUUUGAGCGUGCAGGAUAUCCUGCAGCCCAAGUCGCUGGCUGGUGUCGUUGCUCGGGGUCAUGCGGCUAAGCCUCGCAGUGCUGUCACGCGAGAAGAAGUCUAUGAUGUUCCUUUUGAACUGUCUCCAAUCCAGCAGCUCUACUUCGAGGAUGUCGUGCCGGCAAAUGAGCGUCAACAACAUCAUUACAACCAGAGUGUUCUGCUGCGUGUGACCCAUCCAAUUUCAUCCUCGCAACUCUCUGCUGCCAUCGAAAAGAUCGUGAACUGCCAUGCGAUGCUGCGGGCUCGGUUCCACCAGGAUGUCGACGGAAAAUGGACGCAGCUGGUGCGGCGUCCAGCCUCGGGGUUGGCACCUGUGUCUGUUCAUGAUGUGACAAGUCGUGAAGCGUUGUUGGAAGUGAUCAAUGCCUCUCAGCGCCUGAUCGAUAUCGAGCAGGGUCCAGUCUUUGUGGUCGAUUAUUUCACUUUCCCGGACUCGCAGGGUCAGCUACUCUCACUCAUUGCUCACCACCUUGUCGUUGAUGCCGUGUCCUGGCAUAUCCUGGUCGGUCAGCUCGAGCAGCUGCUGCUGGCACCUAGCGAAGAAUUUCAACUUCAGUGUCAAAUGCCCUUCCAGAGCUGGGCGCACGCUCAGCGGGAGUACGCGGAGGGCUUGACAGCUCCGUCCUUGGGUCCUCAUGCCUUGCCCACCCCCAACCUUUCGUACUGGGGACUGAAGCGACUGCCCAGCUGGAAAGAUGGCGAGGAAUUGACCUUCAACCUGGAUACGUCGACCACGGCGCUUCUAUUGGCGGAGGCCAAUACAUCCCUCCGCACUCAGCCUGUCGACUUGCUUGUGGCGGCGCUCCAGCAGUCGUUCACCGAGUCUUUCCCUGAUCGUGCGAUGCCUGCAAUUUUCAGCGAGGGUCAUGGUCGUGAACCGUGGGACACUUCCAUCGAUCUAUCAGAAACUGUCGGCUGGUUCACAGUCUUCCAGCCAAUUCAUCGCCAUGUCCGUCAGCACGAGAGCGUGAAAGAAACCGUCAAGCGCACCAAGGAUGCUCGUCGCGCCUGCCCCGACCACGGCUUUGCGUACUUCACUGGUCGCCAAUUUCGACCAGCUGCGUCUGAACGCCACGAUAUGGAGAUUUGCUUCAACUACCUGGGUCAAGCGCAACACACUGAGCGCGCGGAUGCUUUCCUGCAAGAAGAGCCGCUGCGGGCGGGCGAGGUGAUCGACAACAUCGGUGAAGCUAUGGGCCGUCUGGCAGUCUUCGACGUCUCUGCGGCAGUUUCUCACGGUCGGCUCCUCGUCUCGUUCUGUUUCCCUCGCUAUCUGCAGCACCAGGAUCGCAUUCGUCACUGGGCGGAGAGCUGCCAGAAGGUGCUUCAGACUGUUGUGACUGAGCUGGCUCAUAGUGCGUUGGAAUACUCGCUCAGCGAUUUCCCGCUCAUGGCCAUUGAUUACGCGGAUCUCUCAACCCUAACCAGCACCGUCCUGCCCGGCAUUGGUCUGGCUUCCGACGCCGUUGAGGAUCUUUAUCCUUGCUCAUCCAUCCAAGAGGGUAUCCUCAUCAGUCAAGCUCGUCAGCCUGGCACGUACGAGGUACGCCAGCUGUUCGAGAUCGUCCCCCGCUCUGAUGUGGGCCCUGUCAACGUCUCGCAUUUGUUGCAGGCCUGGCAACGCAUUGUGGACCGCCAUACCAUUCUCCGCACCGUCUUCAUUGAGUCCCUGACUGGUGCCGGAGUCUACGACCAGCUCGUGCUGCGUAGCCAUCAGCCCAAUGUGUUGCAGCUUGUAUACGAGGGCGUUGAGGGUGGGAGCAUCGCUGCGUUCAUCCAGCGUCAACCUACUCCAGACUACCGUCAACCUGUGCCCGCGCAUCGCUUGACGAUCUGUGAAGCUCCCAACAAGACCGUCUACUGCCAGCUCGAACUGAGUCACGCGCUGAUUGAUGGUACCUCCAUGGCCCUCCUGGUCCGUGAUUUGAUUUCUGGGUACGAGAACACUCUCCCCGCAACACCGGCCCCACUCUAUCACGACUACAUGGCCUAUCUUGCCUCUCGCCCUGAGGAUGAAGCCCUGGCUUACUGGACCGACCGACUCGCCGAGGUCCAGCCCUGUCACUUUCCUGACCUGCAGCCAGCCCUGUCGAGCAAGGAGGCCUUUGAGUCGCACACAAUCCACAUCGACCGCGAAGGCCGACUUAAGCGGUUCUGUGAGGCCCAGAAUGUCACUGUGAGCAAUCUGUUCCAGGCCGCUUGGGGUCUUGUGCUUCGCGCCUACACCGGUCAUCCCGAGGUCUGCUUUGGAUACAUGGCCUCGGGCCGAGACAUUCCCAUGGCGGGCAUUGAGGAAGCAGUAGGACCAUUUAUCAACCUGCUCGUCUGUAAACUGGACGUCAGCGAUGCAGUGGAGGUGCAGGAACUGCUGCAGACCGUGCAGUCCGAUUAUUUGCAGAGUCUGCCUCACCAGCAGACCUCCUUGGCUAAGAUCCAGCACGCCCUUGGCAACCAUGACGUGGCUCUCUUCAACACCAUCUUGUCGCUUCAACGCGAGCCCCCGCAUGGUCCGCCUCCUCAACUGGAAUUCCGCAUCGUCGACCAGGUUGACCCGACCGAGUAUGACGUGGAUCUCAACAUCACCACCGGGGACGCAGCGGGCGUGGAGGUUCACCUAACCUACCGCACGACGAUGCUCAGUCAGAUCCAGGCCAACAAUCUCCUCCAAACCUUCACUAAUAUCUUGCUGGCCUUGACUGCCAGUGCUGAUCGGCGUCUGUCCAACUUGGAGAUCGCCUCCACCGAAGAGAACCAACCCUCCCGGGCAAUUGAGCAGGCUUGGUCGACGGCGGCCAUCAAUGGCCACGCCACUAAUCUAACGGCUCUUGAGCAGCAGGUUCAAGUGGGACUGCCAGUGACGCAGCAUGCGGUGUUAUCGAUCAUGCGUCACAGAUCGACUGACAAGGUGGCGGUGUUCGUCAUUGACCGCAGCAGGACACCACAGACCUCAAGUACGUCAUCUACGCUGCUGCUGCCUGUCUCGGAAUCUCAGCAGCAAUUAUUCUCGGAGUUGAAGUUUUCGCUCCGGGCAGCUCAGCUCCCGGAGCCUCUGCUUCCAUCUCUCUUCCUCCCUCUCAAUAAUCUCCCCUUGACCCAUGACUAUAAGGUGGAUCGUGAGGCACUGCAGCAGCUGACGAGCACCCUGUCUGAGCUCGAGCUGCAGGCUUAUUCUCUCGCCCCCGUCGCCGCAAAAGCUAGUAGACUGACAGCUAACGAGCAGCUCUUAGCUGACCUCUGGGUGGAGGUCCUGCAUCUGCCCGAUCCUCAGGGUGUCGGUCCCUCUGACAGCUUUUUCCGAUUGGGAGGAGACUCUAUUGGCGCGAUGCGUCUCGUGGCCAACGCCCGUAACCAAGGCUUGUCGCUGACAAUGAACACUAUUUUCCAACAGCCCACUCUCUCUGGCAUGGCCAAGGAGCUGCGGGUGUUGGCACCCCACGAGGACCGCCCCCUCGAGCCAUUUUCUCUGCUACCCACAGACGUGGAUGUUGAGCGCCUUGUUGCUGAAGCUGCCCAGCAGUGCCAGAUCGAGGAUUCGAAGUCCAUCGAGGAUAUCUAUCCCUGCACACCGCUGCAGGAGGGUCUCAUGGUUCUCACCAGCCAGGAUCAUACUGCAUAUGUGGUUCAGGAGGUGUUCUCACUGCCAGGGAACGUCGAUCUGUCCCGGUUCCAAGCAGCCUGGGAGGCCGUUGUCGCACGCAGCACAAUCCUGCGUACGCGCAUUAUCAACACCCCCGAGGGCGCUUUCCAGGUUCUGCUCCUAGAGAAGGGCAUUGCCUGGGAAUCCGGAGCUGACCUGUCCGCCUAUUUGGCCCGGGAUUCGGCCCAGUCCAUGAGCUACGGUCAGCCCCUGGCACGCUAUGCCAUCCUGACUACCCCCGAGCAGAAUCGUUACUUCGUCUGGACGGCGCAUCACGCCGUGUACGAUGGCCUCACUCUGCCCAUCCUGGCCAAGCAGGUCUCCGCCGAAUACAAUCAGGAGAUCGCCCUUCCCGAAGUGCCCUAUAAUCGCUUCAUUGAUUACAUUCAGGGCAUCAGCUCGGCCGCUGCCACCGAAUUCUGGACCACGCAAUGUGCUACCCCGGCUACAACGUUCCCUGUACUGCCGGGACGUAGUUUCCAACCCACUCCAGACCAGACCCAGCACCACUCGGUCUCGCUCACCCGCUCCCCCUCCGACAUCACUUUGCCGACUGUUCUGCGUGCUGCCUGGGCGGUUGUCCUGGCCCAGCGCACGGAGUCAGAGCAUGUUAGCUUCGGCCUCACGCUUUCUGGACGGAACGCGGCGUUGGCCGGUAUCAAUCAGGUCUUGGGUCCUACCAUUGCCACCGUCCCUGUACAUAUCCAGGUGCGCGAGAAUCAGUCGCCGCGGCACUUCCUCAGAGCCGUGCAACAGCAAGCCAUUGACAUGAUCCCAUUCGAGCACACGGGUCUCCAGAACAUUCGUCGUAUGGGCGAUGCCGCGCGUGAGGCCGUGGACUUCCAGAAUCUCCUGCUCAUCCAACCCGCCAGUGCGCCCAUGGAUGGCUCUGACUUCUUGGGCUUAACGCCUGUUGCGGUGGAGAAGGAGCAGUCCGAUCCCUAUCCCUUGACGGUGGAAUGUAACCUGCUCGAGAGCGGCGUUGAGAUCAAAGCUCAGUUCGAUAGUCACCUGAUCUCCCCGGCCGAGAUGCGCUCUAUUCUUCAGCAGUAUGCUCGCACGAUUGAGCGGUUCAAUGCAGUGCCUGAAGCAACGGAUGAUGAGAAUGAUGAGGAGGAGCAGACUCUGGAUUCAAUGGGUACACUCAGCCCGGAGGAUCUCCAGCAGACCUUGGCCUGGAAUGCCAAUCGCCCUCCGUACGUCAACUCGUGCGUGCACGAACAAUUCGAGGAACAAGUCCGUUUGCGUCCGGAUGCACUGGCGGUUUCCUCGUUCGAUGUCGAACUCACCUACCGCCAGCUCAAUGUCCUUGUGGACUCUUUGGCUACCGAGUUGCUGGCGCGAGGAGUUCGGUCGGAGAUGAAGAUUCCACUGUGUUUCACCAAGUGUUCGUGGACUAUUGUGGCCAUGUUCGCUGUCAUGAAGGUCGGUGGCGUGAGCUGCAUGUUCAAUCCGGAACAUCCCAGCAGUCGCAUCCAGUUGCUCCUGGACGAUCUCGAUGCCCGACUUGUUCUUUGUGAUCCUGAGUCGGCCAAGAUGCUGUCCACCCUGCUGCCAUCUGAAGGGGUUCUCCCCGUGGAUGGCGACUAUCUGCGGUCGCUUCCCCCGGCCACACCACUUUUACUCGAGGGUCUCGUUCAUCCCACCAACGCUGUUUUUGUGGUGUAUACCUCUGGUAGUACCGGUAAGCCCAAGGGCAGCAUCCUGGAACACCGCUCGUUAGUUACUGGAUUACUCGCCCACGCGGGUGCCAUGGGCAUCGGUCCAGGCACUCGCACCUUCCAAUUCGCCGCCUACACCUUCGACGUGUGCUUUGAAGAGAUCAUCGGAUCUUUGAUGCUGGGAGCCUGUAUCUGCGUGCCCAGCGAGGCGGAACGCAUGAACGCCCUAGCAGAUGCCAUGGCUAAGUACCGGGUGACGUGGACGGAGCUGACUCCCACUGUUGCCAGUCUCCUUCUGCCCAGCAGCAUUCCCACCCUGCAGACGCUGGCCCUCAGUGGUGAAUCUCUCACGCAAGAUGUUAUCCAGCGCUGGGCUGGGGCGGUGCAGAUUAUCAAUACCUAUGGACCCAGUGAAUGCUGUGUUUCGACCACCUGCAACCUUCACACCGCUACCCUACGCGAUCCCAGCAACAUUGGCCGGGGGUUGGGCUGCACGACUUGGAUCGUCGAUCCAGACAACGUUGACCGUCUGGUGCCCAUCGGUGCCGUUGGAGAACUCCUCGUCGAGGGUCCCAUCGUCGCCCGGGGCUAUCUGAACGAGCCGGAGAAGACCGCCGCUGCCUUUAUCUCUGCUCCGGUCUGGUGGCCUACAGACUCCUACCCCAGUGAGCGAAUCUACCGCACCGGUGACCUGGUCAAGUACAACCCGGACGGCACGAUCAAGUUCAUCGGCCGCAAGGACACUCAGGUCAAGCUUCACGGUCAACGCAUUGAAUUGGGCGAGAUCGAGCAUCGCUUGCGCGCCGCCUGUGCCGACGGCGAUGAGAGCAGCUCCCAUCAGGUGGCCGUCGAGGUUUUGACGCCCAAGUCCCGCGGAGGAAUCAAGAUCCUCACGGCAUUUAUCUGUGAGAGUGACGCCGUGGCGGACGACAACGAGGAGGGCCACUUCUUGCUACCUCUGGAAGAUCAAGAAGGAGGACGCCCGCAACGAUUUUGCGACCUCCAGGCUCGUCUCCUUGCUGUUCUACCACGUCAUAUGGUGCCCCAGCUAUUCAUUCCCGUUUGCCACAUGCCAUUGUCUCCUUCGCGCAAGCUCGAACGAAAGAGGCUGCGCGCUGUUGGAAAUGGCCUCACCCCCGAGCAGCUGGCCUCGUAUGCCCUAACUCAGGUGGCCAAAACGGCUCCCUCCACUGCCACCGAGACCGCUCUGGCGGACAUCUGGGCCCGUGUCCUAGGCACCAGCCGCUCUACCAUCGGUGUCCAAGACAAUUUCUUCCACUUGGGAGGUGACUCCAUUGCCGCCAUGAAGGCUGUUGCUGCCGCGACGAAGGCUGGUCUCCCACCGCUCAGCGUGGCCGACAUCACUCAGUCUCCGACCCUAAGUGCGAUGGCCGCAUCGAUGGAUCAUGCGUCCGUUCUUGCGCAGCAGGCCGGGGGCGAGACAGCAGUGCCCGUAGGCCCUGCUCCAUUCAGUCUACUCUCCCCUGAAGAGGUUUCAGCUGUCCUCGUUCAAGCUUCUACGCAAUGUGCGGUAGCCAUCGACGCCAUCGAAGAUAUCUACCCUUGCACUCCAUCGCAAGAGGCUCUCAUGGCGCUCACCGCGCGUGAUGACACUGCCUAUGUUUCGCGCUCGGUCUAUCGCUUGCCUUUGCACUUGGACCUCGAAAAAUACCGACAGGCGUGGGAGCUGCUUGCCCAGCGCCAGGCCAUCCUCCGCACACGCAUCGUCUACUCCGAGGAUGCGCGAUCGUUCCAGGUUGUGGUCCGCGAGCCCUUGGUGUGGCAGGAGCUGUCUGCUGACUCUGUGACGGCGUAUGUUACGCGCGAUCAGCGUCUCUCCAUGCGCCACGGCCAGCCCCUGAUGCGAUUUGCUCUCCUAGCUGCUGAGACAGGUGACGAUUCUCGGCCUGUGCUUGUGCAUACCGCGCAUCAUGCUGUAUAUGAUGGGUGGAGUGAAGCUAGCAUGUUUGCUGAAGCCGAGGCCAUCUACCGUCAUGGUUUGUCUUCGCUGCCUCCAGUCACCCCGUACAAUCAAUUCAUUCACUACCUGACUACUACCGUUGAUCCCGCUGCCUGUGAAGCCUUCUGGCGCACACAGCUGGACGGCGAUCUCCCUGCCCUUUUCCCUGCCCCUUUCCCCGCUGUAACUGCUUCAGCUGCCACUCCCCGUCCCAACCGCUCCCUCUCCUAUCGAAUUGACCUUACCCGCACUCCUUCUACCCCCUAUUCCACUCCUACAAUUCUCAAAGCCGCCUGGUCUCUAUUACUGGCUCGGUACACCACCUCCGAUGACGUCCUAUUCGGUCAUGUCUUGUCAGGCCGGACCAUCCCGCUCCCGGGCGUGGCGGAGAUGAUGGGCCCGACCAUUGCUACCGUGCCAGUGCGUGUGCAGCUCUCUCGGGCAGAGAGCAUUGAUGCUUUCCUCCGUCGCCUCAGAGACCAGGCUCAGGCGAUGGCUCCCUUCGAACAGAUUGGACUCCAACAUCUUCGUCGUCUCGCCGCCGAGCCGAUUGACCUUGGCCAUCUUUUCUUUAUCCAGCCCAGUCUUGACUCCUCUGACGAGGAAUUGGGCCUGGAGCCUGUCACAGCGACUGACUACGAGUUUGAGACAUACCCCUUGAUCGUAGAGUGCCAACUGGGCGCCACCACCGAUGAUGACAAGCUUAUUGUGGAGGUGAAAUACGACGACACUCGCAUUGCCCCGACGCAAAUGAGCUGGCUGCUCCAGCACUUUGAGAUGCUGGUUCACCAGCUCUGCGAGCGGCCAUCGUCCACGCCCUUGUCGGAUCUCACGCUGACGGGGUCAGCCAAUCUGCUUCAACUGCAGCAGUGGAUGGGAUCUCCUGUGGCCCCAUUGGCAACAACACUCCAUGAGCAAUUCAGAGCCCAGGCGCAGGCCCAUCCGGACCGGGUUGCCAUUGCCGGCUGGGAUGGCUCUCUUACCUACCGUGAAUUAGAAGAUUUUUCUACGCGGUUCGCUCGUGAUCUCGUCGCUUUGAACCUUCGCCCUGGUACCCCCGUGGGUGUAGUGUUUGAUAAAUCCUGCUGGGCCGUUGUCGCCCUCCUGACUGUGCUGACCGCGGGUGGUGCCUGUAUUCACCUGGACCCUCAGCAUCCCAUGACACGAUUGACUGAGAUCGUUGCCGAUACCGGGCUGCAGCAUAUUCUCGCUGCGCCCCAGUAUGCUUCUCACCCAGUCCAGCGGCUACCUGUGCGCCAUGUGCUCGUGGUGGAUGCCACCACUGCACGCAAACGGCCAUCCCGUUCCUUCGCGGCCGCCAGUCUUCCUCGUCUGCCGGUUGUCGAACCCACCUCCCCUGCCUAUAUGACCUUCACCUCGGGCAGUACCGGCAAGCCAAAGACUGUGGUCAUUGACCAUCGCGCCAUUUGCACCAGUAUCGACGCCUUCACCUCGGCGCUGCACCUCAAGGCGGAGUCCCGGGUCCUGCAGUUUGCCGCGUACACCUUCGACAUCAGCUAUGCUGAAAUCUUCGCCCCGCUCCUGUUGGGAGGAACGGUCUGUGUGCUCUCUAAUGCGGACCGCCUCAAUGACCUGGCCGGUGCCAUGAAGCGACUGGGUGUCAACUGGGCCUGUCUUACGCCCACGGUUGCCAGUCUCGUGCAACCAGCCGAGGUGGCCUCGUUGCUACAGACCCUUGUCCUGAGUGGCGAAGCGCCCACCGAGGAGAAUCUGCGCACCUGGGCCGGUCAAGUUCCCAACCUAAUCAACGCCUAUGGUCCUAGUGAAGCGUCUGUUUGGUGCGCUGCUGGUCCCUUCACGCGUCCGGAUGAUAGCUGCACUGAUAUCGGCGUGCCGGUUGGGUGUCGCCUGUGGAUUGCUGAGCCGGACAACUUGCACCGUCUCACCCCCUUGGGCUGUGUUGGUGAACUGCUCGUCGAGGGUCCCAUCAUGGCUCAAGGCUAUCUCAACAAUACCCCCGCAACUCGCGCCGCAUUCCUUAGCGAUCUGGCCUGGAUGAAGGAGGUGCAGCCCCAGCCUCUCCCUGGCUUCAAUCGCGUCUACCGCACCGGUGAUCUGGCGCGUUACCUGCCCGGCGGUCGCAUCCAGUAUCUCGGUCGCGCCGACACUCAGAUUAAGGUCUACGGGCGGCGCAUCGAGCCCCGUGAGAUUGAGCAUCACAUCCAGACUCACCUGCCUGACACUCACACCAUGGUCGACAGUGUGACUCUGGUCAACCGUGGCAACCAGAAGGUGCUGGUGGCCUACCUUUUCCAGGAAUCCGGUCCCAUGCCGGACAUGGAGCUGGCCGUGCUGGCACGGCCUCUCACGCCGGCGCUGCAGGAGACGCUUCUCGGCCUGCAGGCGGCCCUGCGCGCCCAGUUACCACACUACAUGCUGCCCGCCCUCUUUGUUCCCCUGCAGCUUUUGCCCACCAGUGCCGCCGGCAAGACUGACCGCAAGCUGCUCGGCCGGGUAGUGAACGCCAUGUCUGAGUCUCAACGCGAGAGCUAUGCCCUACAAUCCCUUUCCCGUGCGGCCAAACGCCCGCUCACCUCAGCCUUGGAGCGCCAGCUGGCAGAUCUCUGGGCCACCGCGCUCGGAAUUGAUGUCACCUCCAUCGGGGCAGACGAUAGCUUCUUCGGUCUCGGCGGUGACUCCAUGGUUGCCAUGAAGGUGGCCAGUCUCGCCCGUGCCGCUCAGCUGAGCUUGACCGUUGCUGAUCUCUUCAACCAUCCCGUUCUCGCCAGUCUCGCGGCUCAACUCUCCACUGCCGCUUUCCAGGAUGUCUCGAUCGCGACCCAGGAUGGAGCACGAACCCUGACAACCAACCCUGUGCUGGACCUGGCCUUGGCAGCGGCCCUCGCUCCUCAAGUGGGCGUUGAUGUUAGCAGCAUCGCCGCGAUUGCAACGACCACCGCCUUCCAGGACCAUGCUCUGGUCGGUCAUCUGACCGAGUCUCGCUGGAUGCUGAACUUCUUCUACUUUGAUGGUUCUUCGCCCUCCCUCGGCAGCUCAAAUACCGAGCUGGAGCAACGUCUCCGCCGGGGCUGUGACGUUCUGGUCCAGCAGUUCGACAUUCUCCGAACCGUCUUCGCGUCGCAUGCGGGCCGGUUCUGGCAGGUCGUGCUACACCAGCUGACGCCUCAAUUCCGCGUCGAUACCACCUCCGACCUCGAUACCUUCACCAAGCAGCUGUACGCCGAUGGUCUCAAGGCCGAGAACUUCCGGCUCUCCGAGCCUUUCGUGCAAUUCGUGCUGGCUGUGCAACCGGAUGGAAAGCACCGCCUGUUGAUGCGCCUGUCCCACGCGCAAUAUGAUGGUGUCUCGUUGCCAACACUCUGGGAUGCCCUGCAGCGCGCCUGCCAGGGCGAGAAUGCUUCUUUCCUCCCCCCUGCACCUUUAUUCCAAGAAUUCCUCCACACCGGUUCGACGUCCUCGGCUGCCACAUUGGCGCACUGGAAGAGUUUCCUGUCUGGUGCUCCGGAAACCCGCUUCGUCACCUACAGCAAGCCCGCACUCCACGACGCAUCCCGUGCGCAAGUCCUGCAAGUCACCCGCCGCGGCAUCCCUCUGGUGUCCAUGCACGACAAGAGCAUCACUCCGGCGACGGUGAUCAAAGCCGCCUGGGCCGUGCUCCUCGCCCGUCUCGCCGGCUCGACCGAUGUCACCUUCGGCCACACCGUCGCCAACCGCAGCAACAGCCCACUCCCCGGAGUCGACAAGGUGGUCGGCCCGUGUCUGAACGUGGUCCCCAUCCGCGCGCGUCUGCACGCGGGUCAAACCGUCCUCGAGCUUCUGCAGGCGCUACAGCAGCAGCAGAUCGCCAACAUGCCCCACGAGUCCAUGGGCUUCCGGGAAAUCAUCCGGGACGCCACCCACUGGCCGCACUGGACGCAUUUCAGCAGUGUGGUCCAGCAUCAGAACAUUGAUGCGGUGGACGACGCCGAACUGGUGCUGCUGGGUGAUGCGACGGAUUUCACUGCCUACACCCCUGGUUUCCUGGGCGCCGAGCUUGAUCUAGUGGAUGUUUCCAUCCUCUCGACCCCGGUGCCUGCUGCCCGCGGCACGACUGUCGUCAACCUGGAUCUGGUCACCUCCACGGCGGUAAUGGCCCCCUUCGCGGCGGAGUUGUUGCUCGAUCAGCUGGUCAGUUUGCUGCGGAGCUGGGCGGCGUUGCCGGUUGAGAAGAUGCUGGCCUAUGCGGCGGGCGAUGAGAGUCUGCCGGCUUUGCUUCCUCUCGCGGCGUAUACUGACGAUGUGGUGGAGAUCGAGGUCCCAUCAACAUCGGAUGACUUGACCAAGAUUCGGGUCGUCCAAGAAGCCGUGCAGCGGGCGUGGCGGUCGGUGUUGCCUGGGGUUGACGCGGUGGAUGAUUUGACUCAUGAUCUUGACUUCUUCGCUGCGGGCGGUGAUCUGGUGCAGAUGGCACAAUUACUGACUCUGCUGCAGGCGGAUGAUGAGCUGAAGGCUGCGCGCGGAGUGAGGUUGGAGGCUUUGGUCAAGUGUUCGUCGAGAGAGAAGAUGGUGCGGCUGUUGCUGUAG